UUAUUUAUUUAUUUUUUUUAAACUCCGGCAAAGUUGGCCUUUGGGAGGCGGCGUAUUGUAACCGAGGGGUGGUUUCUUUUCCUGAAGUCGCGAUGUGCGAUAGCAGAUGGAAAACAAAGUGUUUUAUGCAUACGUUUCUAAGAUAAAAGAAAUGGACUUGGUGAGAAGAAGCCAGUCUGUAAAGAACACAGUAAGAAAAUUUAAGGUACCACCACCGGAGAGAAGUUGAAAGUGCGUUUGACUUCUGGUCUUGUCAAACGCGAGGUUUUCCGUUUCCUUCCGGGCCAAGUUGAACCUGUCCAGCCCCCGUAGGCCGUGGGUCAAAAGUGGCGGUCAAAAUGGAAGUGAAUCCCCCUAAACAGGAGCACCUGCUGGCGCUGAAAGUGAUGCGGCUGACUAAGCCUACUUUAUUCACCAAUAUCCCAGUAACAUGUGAAGAGAAAGACUUACCUGGAGAUCUCUUUAACCAACUGAUGAGAGAUGAUCCUUCAACUGUUAAUGGUGCAGAAGUUUUAAUGUUGGGAGAAAUGCUGACUUUACCACAAAAUUUUGGGAAUAUAUUUUUGGGAGAGACCUUUUCCAGUUAUAUCAGCGUUCAUAAUGAUAGCAAUCAAGUUGUAAAAGACAUAUUGGUAAAAGCUGAUCUUCAGACAAGUUCUCAGCGUUUAAAUCUUUCAGCCUCCAAUGCUGCAGUGGCUGAACUUAAACCGGAUUGUUGUAUUGAUGAUGUCAUACAUCAUGAAGUCAAGGAAAUUGGAACACACAUCUUGGUGUGUGCUGUGAGUUACACAACUCAGGCUGGAGAAAAAAUGUAUUUUAGAAAAUUCUUCAAAUUUCAGGUUCUCAAACCAUUGGAUGUGAAAACCAAAUUUUACAAUGCAGAGAGUGACCUCAGUUCUGUGACUGAUGAAGUAUUUCUGGAAGCCCAGAUUCAGAAUAUGACAACCUCACCUAUGUUUAUGGAGAAAGUUUCAUUGGAGCCAUCUAUUAUGUACAAUGUAACAGAAUUAAAUUCAGUCACCCAAGCUGGAGAAUGUGUGUCUACAUUUGGGUCAAGAGCAUAUUUGCAACCAAUGGAUACACGCCAGUACUUAUACUGCCUAAAGCCAAAGAAGGAAUUCGCAGAAAAAGCAGGCAUCAUUAAGGGAGUAACAGUGAUUGGAAAAUUGGAUAUAGUAUGGAAAACAAAUCUAGGUGAAAGGGGAAGGUUACAGACCAGCCAACUUCAAAGAAUGGCUCCAGGUUAUGGAGACGUUAGGUUGUCUUUGGAGGCAAUACCAGAUACCGUAAACCUUGAAGAACCUUUUCAUAUUACCUGUAAAAUAACAAACUGCAGCAGUGAAAGGACUAUGGAUCUGGUUUUGGAAAUGUGCAAUACCAAUUCCAUCCACUGGUGUGGAAUUUCAGGAAGACAGCUGGGAAAGCUGCAUCCAAGUUCUUCGCUCUCUCUUGCCCUUACUCUGCUUUCUUCAGUACAGGGACUGCAAGUAUGCUGUCUUUUCAAAAAUUCCAAUAUUUGGGGGCUGUUAACUUACAAAAAUUGGUUUUUCAAUGCAUCAUUAUUUAUUGCCAUAACAAAUUGUUUGGUCCAAAAUGAAAGCUAUAUUCAGAAGGUUUGCACCUCAAAAUUGAGUAAUAAUUAAUGA
Messenger RNA from Cercocebus atys (sooty mangabey), 1646 nucleotides. RefSeq names its product trafficking protein particle complex 13 (gene TRAPPC13). Gene Ontology annotation, cellular component: TRAPPIII protein complex. The record is from RefSeq and is a predicted model, not a curated record. The transcript has 12 exons. The coding region runs from base 339 to 1643 and encodes 434 amino acids. NCBI's taxonomy places the organism in Eukaryota, Metazoa, Chordata, Mammalia, Primates, Cercopithecidae.